AUGGUGCAGAUAAAGAGGUACUGCGAUAUUACAGGCUAUAAGCCAUCGCAGGCUAUUAAUGGAAACACAGUAAGUUGGAUUUGGGGAAUUUGUAACGUUCUUUCAGGUAUACAAAAAGCGCUGGAAAUAUCUCUACCCUCUUCAUUCAUUUACGUAUUCACGGAUGCUCGAUCGAAGGACUAUGAACUUGAAGAUGCUGUCUUGAGUAUGAUCCAGGAAAAGCAGAGCUCCGUAGUAUUCGUGAUGACGGGUGACUGUGGAAACCGAACGCAUCCAGGAUUUCAGGUUUAUGAAAGGAUCGCUGCUGCAUCGUUCGGACAGGUUUUCCACCUGGAAAAGAGCGACGUCUCCACUGUUUUGGAAUAUGUAAGGCAUACCGUGAGACAGAAAAAGAUUCAUAUGCUUUAUGAGAUAAAUGAAUACGGAGGAAUGAAGCUGCGCAUUGUACCUGUUGAUGAGCUCAUGGAAGAGCUCACAAUUUCAUUAUCUGGCGACAAAGAUAACGAAGAUGUGCUUGAUAUCAUGCUGAAAGACCCACUAGGUACCCUUCAUAUCGUGUCAUACUUUACUUACUCGUACUCGUACUUUUGA
This is a messenger RNA of Cooperia oncophora, 591 nucleotides long. The record is from the annotation of a GenBank genome assembly. NCBI's taxonomy places the organism in Eukaryota, Metazoa, Nematoda, Chromadorea, Rhabditida, Trichostrongylidae.